Molecule: messenger RNA, 2293 nt
Organism: Artibeus jamaicensis (Jamaican fruit-eating bat)
Lineage: Eukaryota; Metazoa; Chordata; Mammalia; Chiroptera; Phyllostomidae
Gene: PALMD
Product: palmdelphin
Exons: 8
Coding region: 313-1962 (549 amino acids)
Biological process (GO): regulation of cell shape
Cellular component (GO): cytoplasm; membrane
Source: RefSeq, a predicted model, not a curated record
GCUGUUGGCUCCCAGGGGGAAAGGGCUGGUGUGCUGCCGUUCAAACUUGUCAGUCAGCUGGUGCCAGCAGCCCGGCGUGGCCGCCCCGCGCGCUCUCGGAGCCUGUGUCAGUCCGCCCGGCUCUGCGCGUCUGCUCCGAGGCGCAGCGGCCCGGCCGGAGGUGGCGGCGGCGGCUUCUCUCGGCCGGCGGGGCUCCCGGAGCGCGCGGCUCCGGCCUCUGCGUCGCCCCCGCGCCUCUCCCCACCGAGGCCCCUGAUUUAUGGUCGCUCGCUCGGGACUGCCCUCCCCGGCUGCCUGCCCCCGCCUGCCAGAAUGGCAGAGGCCGAUCUGCUCAAGGAGAGACUCCAGGCCAUCACGGAUAAAAGAAAAAUACAGGAAGAAAUCUCACAGAAGCGGCUGAAAAUAGAGGAAGAAAAACUAAAGCACCAGCACUUGAAGAAAAAGGCCUUGCGGGAGAAAUGGCUUCUGGACGGAGUCAGCAGUGGGAAGGAACAGGAGGAGAUGAAGCAGCAGAACCAGCAAGACCAGCACCAGAUCCAGCUCCUGGAACAGAGUAUCCUCAGACUUGAGGGAGAGAUCCAGGAUCUGGAAAAGGCUGAACUGCAAAUCUCAGCUAACGAGGAGGCGAUUUUAAAGAAACUGAAAUCAGUUGAGAGGACGACAGAGGACAUAAUAAGGUCCGUGAAGGUGGAGAAGGAAGAAACGACCAGAGAGUCGAUUGAAGACAUCUAUGCUAACAUCCCCGACCUUCCAAAAUCCUAUGUACCUUCCAGAUUGAGGAAGGAAAGAAAUGAUGGAACAGAAGAUGAUGAACAAGAUAGGAAAGCUUUGUACGCCAUGGAAAUCAAAGUCAAAAAGGACCUGAAGACCGGAGAAAGCACGGUCCUGUCGUCCAUACCCCUCCCGUCCGAGGACUUCCGAGGGGCAGGCGUCAAAGUCUAUGAUGACGGGCAGAAGUCGGUGUACGCAGUGAGCGCCAGUCCCCAGGCCGAGGUCAACGGCACCGACGGCCUGGCCCCUGUGGAGGUGGAGGAGCUCUUGAGACAGGCCUCGGAGAGGAACUCCAAAUGCCCGACCGAGUACCACGAGCCCGUCUACGCCAACCCGUUUUGCAGGCCUGCGACCCCGCAGCGAGGGCAGGCGAGCCCUGGACGAAACUUGCAAGACAGGAUCAAGACUAAAGCGGACGCACUGGUAAACGAGAGGGCCGUGUCCCCACACCACGUGGACAACGGGCUUUCCGAGGACAGAGGCCACUGCUGGAAUCACGUCAGUCCCACCCGGCCAAUCCCUCACCCCCGAUCGAUGUCUCAGCGAGGCCAGGAGACGCCCCACUCUCUCCAGAAGAGGCUGGCGACAACUUGGGAAGAGUCAGAUGGGAUGCAGGACAAGAACACACCCUCUCCGACGGCGAGGCUGAGUCCCAGGGAGGCGCUGGUUGGGGGGUCAGAACACCAGGGCCCCUCGCCAGCUUGCCAGGGGUAUGAGGAAGACGUCAGAUACAAUAUCGUUCAUUCCCUGCCUCCGGACAUGGAUGGGGCAGAGCCCGUGACGAUGAUUUUCAUGGGGUACCAGCAGGCAGAAGAUGAUGAAGAAGAAAAGAGGCUUCUGACGGGGUACGACGGGAUCAUCCACGCGGAGCUGGUUGUGAUUGAUGAGGAGGAGGAGGAGGCGGAGGAAAAGAAACCAUCCUCCCGCCCCUCCACCCCCCACAGCCGGGGCAACCAGCUCACCAAACCAACACCGCUUCCUAGAAAGAGAGCAGACGUCAACCACCGUGAGAACACGCACCAUCCACCUCCCCACAAAAACUCCAUUUCCCUGCAAGAGCAAGAAGAAAGCUUGGGCAGCCCUGCCCGCCGGUCUCUGCAGGCCGUCCAGGGUGCUGGGGAUGGAACGGAGGACCCGUCCCUGACAGCUUUAAGAAUGAGAAUGGCAAAGCUGGGGAAAAAAGUUAUCUGAGAGGUGUCCCAUCUACGUAAACAUUCUCUGGAGAAGAAACUAAGAAAUGUUUGCAACUUUCUCUGCUGGAUAUUUUCUUUCUUUCUUUCUUUCUUUCUUUUUUUUUUUUUUUUGAGAUCCAAAAAAGUAUACCCAUAUUAAGCCAUGUGAAUAAGCAGUAGUUAUUAUUUGUGGGGAAAAAAUUGCAAAAAAAAAGUGGGGAGCACCAACACUUCACUUUUCCGGUGACUUGACGUGAUUCAGUGCGGGAACCAGUGUAUUUUUACUGUAUUGAUACCAAAGGAUUUCUACCAAGAGCUUGUUAAAUUUAAGAAUAAAGUUAUUUAAAAUA